AAGAUCAAACGUGCGGGCGAACCAUCGUCGUGUCUCGCCUGCGACUGCGUCGCCACGGCUGAAUGGCGCAGCGGACCCACGGGUCCGAGGACUUUUUGCAAUGCAUGCGGGCUGCAGUAUGCAAAGAGAGCGAGAUGCGAGAAGCCAAGUGCUCGGUCAUCG
Messenger RNA from Jaminaea rosea, 162 nucleotides. RefSeq lists its product as hypothetical. The record is from RefSeq and is a predicted model, not a curated record. The transcript has a single exon. The annotation marks the transcript as partial. Gene Ontology annotation, biological process: regulation of DNA-templated transcription. Lineage: Eukaryota; Fungi; Basidiomycota; Exobasidiomycetes; Microstromatales. Gene Ontology annotation, molecular function: zinc ion binding; sequence-specific DNA binding.